CCGCGUGGGGCCUUGCCCGGCCCGGCUCGGCUCGGCUCGGCCCGGCAGGAGGGAAGCGGGCCGGACCUUGGCACCGGUGGCACCGGGAGCCGGCGAUCGAGCGCGCCCCUCGGCCUCGCCUCCGCGCCCCGAAGCGACCGGAGGAGGCAGGUGGCCUUCUAGAAGAUGACCAUAGAGGACCUUCCAGAUUUUCCAUUAGAAGGACAGUCUUUAAUCGGAAGAUACCCGUUUUUAUUCCCAGGAUCGGACACACCAGUUAUCUUUUCUAUUUCUGCAGCACCAAUGCCUUCGGAUUGUGAGUUUUCUUUCUUUGAUCCCAAUGACACAUCCUGCCAGGAAAUUCUCUUUGACCCCCAGACUUCAGUAUCAGAGUUGUUUGCCAUUUUAAGGCAGUGGGUUCCUCAGGUCCAGCAAAACAUCGAUGUUAUUGGAAACGAGAUCCUGAAGAGAGGCUGCAAUGUGAAUGAUCGAGAUGGACUGACAGACAUGACACUCCUUCAUUACACGUGCAAGUCUGGGGCUCACGGAAUUGGUGACGUGGACACCGCUGUGAAGUUCGCCACCCAACUGAUUGAUCUGGGUGCAGAUGUGAGUUUGCGGAGCCGCUGGACCAACAUGAAUGCUCUGCACUAUGCCGCUUAUUUUGACGUCCCUGAGCUGGUCAGCGUCAUCCUCAAGGCCGCAAAGCCCAAAGAUGUAGAUGCCACUUGUAGUGACUUUGACUUUGGAACUGCAUUGCACAUUGCCGCCUCCAACCUGUGUGCAGCAACUGUGAAAUGCUUAUUGGAACAUGGAGCCAACCCUGCCUUCAGAAAUGACAAAGGGCAGAUCCCUGUGGAUGUGGUCCCAGAUCCCGUGGAGAUGCCCCUCGAGAUGGCCGAUGCGGCUGCUACCGCCAAAGAAAUCCGGCAGAUGCUCUUCGACGCGGCGCCCCUGACCUGGGACCUCUCAAGACUGGCACUGCCCAGUUGUGACCGCGUCACCAGCAAGGCCACACUUACGUCACUUGGCCUGAAGCUGGGGGAUCGUGUGGUCAUCGCUGGACAGAAGGUUGGAACAUUGAGAUUUUGUGGAACAACUGAAUUUGCAAGUGGACAGUGGGCUGGUGUAGAGUUGGAUGAACCUGAAGGCAAAAACAACGGAAGCGUUGGCAAAGUCCAGUAUUUUAAAUGUGCCCCCAAAUAUGGUAUUUUUGCACCCCUGUCAAAAAUCAGUAAAGCAAAAGACCGAAGGAAGACCACCCUACACUCAUCCUCCACCAAGACUGCGCCUCUCAUCAGAUCCCAGAAGGUCGAUGUGGCCCAUGUAACAUCCAAAGUCAACACCGGAUUAGGGACGUCAAAGAAAGAUGGCGCUGCUUCUGAAUCUGCACUUCCAUUGCCACCUGGUGAAGAAUCGAAAACUGUAACCGAGAAAGAUGCCGCCCCGCUUGGAUCGCUCAGCAGCUCCUCUUCCCUGUCCUCUCUGGAACACAGACAGAGCCACCCCAAGAAACCCACCGCAAGUGGCAAUGACAAGAAGACAAUGAGUAAAAGCUCUUCCACUUCUUCUAGAGCCAGUGCUGGUUUAAAUUCCUCAGCAACUUGUGUAGCAAACACCGCCCGAGGUGGGGGACUGAACCUGGGAGACAGAGUGUUGGUGGUAGGCCAGAGAGUCGGGACCAUUAAGUUCUUUGGGACAACCAACUUCGCUCCAGGAUAUUGGUACGGUAUCGAGCUUGAGAAACCCCACGGCAAGAAUGAUGGCUCGGUGGGAGGCGUGCAGUAUUUCAGUUGUUCUCCAAGAUACGGAAUCUUUGCUCCCCCAUCCAGGGUGCAAAGACUCACAGAUUCUCUGGACACGCUUUCAGAAGUUUCUUCAAAUAAACAGAAUCAUUCUUAUCCGGGUUUUAGGAGAAGUUUCAGUACAACGUCUGCUUCUUCCCAAAAAGAGAUUAACAGAAGAAAUGCUUUUGCCAAAUGCAAACCCACCCUGCGCCGCAGCUGGAGCAGCACCCCCACAGCGGCAGGUGGCAUCGAGGGGGCCGUGAAGCUGCACGAAGGCUCCCAAGUCCUCCUCACCAGCUCCAACGAGAUGGCCACAGUUAGGUACGUGGGCCCAACUGACUUCGCCUCUGGAAUCUGGCUGGGACUCGAGUUGCGCAAUGCCAAGGGGAAGAACGACGGUGCAGUGGGGGACAAGCGCUACUUCACCUGCAAACCCUACCACGGAGUCCUGGUGCGGCCCAGCAGAGUCACCUACCGGGGGAUUAACGGCUCAAAGCUUGUGGAUGAGAACUGCUAAAAGUCCCCAUAUGGACAAUGCACUGGGCUCAGCCAUGUCCCCCUGCACCUUGUAGAAAUCCCAGGGCCCCUGGUUGCACUUUCUGUAGACUUGACUUAGGAGUGGAGAACUUAGCUGUCUCCUAAAAGCCCAUCCACACACUCAGAGGCACUUUUAAAGAUGUCCAUGCACGAAUGGUGGGCAUCACGGUUCUCUAAAACACUUCCAGAAUCAGCCCAUUCAAAAAGUUUUUAGGGCUUUCCACCCCCCAAGAAUAUUCUAAGACUUGGGGAGACCAUGUGCCCUUCGGUGACGGGCUGCUGUGGCUGGCUGAUUUCGGUUUUGCUCAUGGCUCUGGAUUGUCUCCAGACCUCACAGUUCAGGUUUCUUUCCAGCCACUUCCAGAAUGUCACACAUGACAUUCUCUCUGACCUUUUCCUGUGAAGCAUUGGGGGGGGGGGGGCGUGUUCUGUUUUUUUUUUCUGUACUAAGAAGUACGAUACAAGAAUGUAUUUUUCUUCUUAUUUUUUUUUAAUAAGAGGGUUUGCCCUUUCAAGGAAGGCCUCCCUGGAGACUUUCAGCUUUGGAGAUAGAUGAUGGGGCCUGCUUGGUACCACCCCAGCUCCUAAUCACCCUAUUCUUCCUUCUUCACCUGGGUUACUAGCAGCAUCGAGACCAGAGCCAGGCUGA
Suncus etruscus (white-toothed pygmy shrew) is the source of this 2952-nucleotide messenger RNA. It is a transcript of the gene CLIP4, whose product is annotated as CAP-Gly domain containing linker protein family member 4. Bases 166 to 2283 code for a protein of 705 amino acids. Gene Ontology annotation, molecular function: microtubule plus-end binding. Gene Ontology annotation, cellular component: nucleus; microtubule plus-end; cytoplasm. Gene Ontology annotation, biological process: cytoplasmic microtubule organization. The record is from RefSeq and is a predicted model, not a curated record. The transcript is spliced from 16 exons. NCBI's taxonomy places the organism in Eukaryota, Metazoa, Chordata, Mammalia, Eulipotyphla, Soricidae.